Messenger RNA from Pseudogymnoascus verrucosus, 940 nucleotides. RefSeq lists its product as uncharacterized. The transcript is spliced from 3 exons. NCBI's taxonomy places the organism in Eukaryota, Fungi, Ascomycota, Leotiomycetes, Thelebolales, Thelebolaceae. The coding region runs from base 188 to 784 and encodes 198 amino acids. The record is from RefSeq and is a predicted model, not a curated record.
CUCUGUUAUAACACAUAAGGGCUGCCUAAUUCUGUCCCUUUGAGGCCAUCAUCUAAGUAAACGCUGAGUAUAUUUCCUGUCUCCGUCCAUCGCACACAUCCUUCAUCAACAUUCAUCUUAAACCAAGUCCUCUGGCUCUAAACCCCCUCAAACCCCUCAUUGCCAACUCCGUCACCCGAGUGCAACCAUGUUCGACGCCGACAAAUGGCGGCAGCCUUACCAUCCAUCACGACGGCAUCCACGCCGUGACCUAACGCUGCGAUACUUCGAGAUCAUGUUCUCUAUCGUGGUUGUCGUGCUCUCAUUCCCUUAUGUCUUCCGCGUGCCGCCCAACUUGGUCGCUAGCUCCAAGUACCAUGGGCGGCCCGACGGAGUCACAAAUGCAUAUUUUGUGCUCUCGAUGCUAUUUGGAUUUUUCAUGACUGCCCUCACAAUAAUCAUCUGCGCUGUGCGCAUCUGGCUGCUGCACUUCCGCCCUGGCCGUGCCACCAGUACCUCGACCUCCCUCAACCAAUUCAAUGCCAACCCCCACGACUCGCGGAAUGUUCGCUGGAUCAUUCACCGCUCGCGUACAAACCAGGAUAGCGGGCUGCUGCUGUUCUGGAUCUUGUCGCUCAUAUGGUGGAACGUUGCACGAGUGCUUCCUAUUGGUGCCCAGUAUCCCGUCGUCAGCGACCUGCUGCAGAUUAUUAUUAGUAUUAUUGUUGCCCUUCAAAUUAUCCUGCUCAUAUUUAGCCUGCGAAUUGGGAUGGCAGAUUCAAGGAACGCUCGAGCCGGGCUCUAGUUUGAUAGGAGAGAUAUAUAUGAUCGAGGACAGUAAGGAUGUAUGGGAUGAAGAGAAGAUGAUGAGGGGAGGAAUGGGAGGCAAAUCACGACUAACGGCUAAUUGUUUUAUUUGGUUUAUGGUAUAGCAGAGUUGUUUGGAUAGUUUGAUCAUAGG